CCGCGCCACGACCACGCCGCCGACGCCGGCUGCGCCUCCCUGCUCGGACCUGGGCUUCGCCUCCUGGUUCAUGCCCCUUCCUCCACCGCCUGUCGGUGGCCCUGCUGGCGCCCCUGGCCGUCUCGCGCUGCAGCUGUGCUCGACAGCCCCAACCUCGUCAGAUCCAAUCCCGCCGGCAGGCCGGGGUGGUUCGACCUCUUCCGUGGAGUUCGUCCCCGUCUCGCAGACGAUCGCGACGUCGUCGUGCCAGGCAAGGCCAGGUCCGGGGCGUGCCGUUCCUGCUGCUGCGGUCUCGAGCAUUCAAGAUCUAGGUGGCGGCCAUAACUGCGAGGAUGCGUGGCAGCUGGCCUCCUCACCCCCAGCUCCUGCCGUGCCUUCAAUGCCAGUGGCGAGGACGGGCGCGGGGCGCGAUGCCGAUGUGACCGGCGGCUGGCAGCUCGUCGUGUCAACCAAAGGCCCGCGCCGCCCGGCUUUGGCCGCCCCGGCCCCUGCAUUCAAGCUGGCGCCCAUCCCUCGAUGGCUCCUUGGCCGCUGCUGCCGAUGCCUACACCGGGGUCACCGUGCUGAGCUGUGCAGGGAUCCCAUCCGCUGCUCCCGCUGCCUUCAAAAUGGGCACAAGUCACGUGGUUGCAGCAACAACUGGAAGCCAUUAAGCUCCCUCGACGGCCCUGCUGUGCCUCCUCCUCCGCUCCCCCGCCCUGUAUCGUCUACUGCUUGUCAAGAGGUGCCGCCUCGUCCUGGUCGGGGCUGGGAGAUCCCUUGCCCGCCUCCCCUGUUGCAGCUUCACGCCGGCCCAGCCACGAUGCCACGCCGUGGUGACCCCGAGGUGCCACGCCUUGGCGACCCUGCGCUCAGGCCGGAGGAGGACUUCGUGGUUGUCCCGGCGACGCCGGAGAUGCAGGCCGAGGAAGCCAUCCUCUCCACCAACUGUGCCGUCGCAUGGCUCGAUGGGGCGCGGCAGGACAUUCCCUGCCAGCAGGUGGCUGCUGAGCUCGCCACAGAGCUGGGCGCAAGACUGGCCGACGUCGAGGUGGUCAAGCACUACCCCGAGCAGUUCCUUGUUCGCUUCGUGUACCAACACCACUGCGCCGACGCCGUGUCCCGCGGCCACCUUCGGGGCACCGGCCACCGCAUCUACGUGCGAGAGUGGAGGCUCGAGGCUCAUGCAGACAACGAAGACCAGCUCCAUCAUGUUCGCCUCUGCUUGGAAGGUGUCCCUCUCCACGGCUGGAACAACUACAUAUGCUUCCUCAUCGGCCGCGGAUGCUCGCUUGACUACAUCGAGCAGCGGUCGCUUCGCAAGGAGGACACCAGAGACCUGGCGCUCUGGGCUUGGAUGGCGAACCCCGACGCCAUCCCCAAGGUUAAGUGGCUCACACUUCCGGCCCGCGGUCACCGCCGCCGUGGUCGGCGGGGCCUCCGCCAUCGCAUCCUCAUCCACCUCGACCUCCACGAGGACCACUCCAUGGCCGCCGCCGCUGACGACAACCCACCGCCACCAGACGUGCAUGAGUUCACCUGGUACAGGAAGGUGGUCGAUGGCACCUUUGUUCCGCGAGAGCGCCGUCCAGCUCAGGGGUGCGCUGAGCGCCGUGCGGAUAGACGCGAAGACGACGGCGACCGCGACGGAAGGCGCGGACGUGAAGGAGGUCGCCCUCGGGAAGGCUGGGGCGCCAGGGUCCGACGCUCGCUUUCCCGCAACCCGCGUGAGCGCCAGCACGAGGGGGGCCAAGACCGCACCAGAGACAGGUCCGGUGGACGCCGCCAUGAUAGCACCAGCGCUGCUGUUGUGGCCACCCCUCUGGCGUGUGCGGCCAUUCUGCGGGGAUCGGGCUCGGGCAGUGAUGAGCCGGUCCGCGCCCUCGAGCUCCUGGGCACGCAUGAGCCGGUGCUCAUUGAGGCUCGUGGGCGUAGUCCAUCACGCCAGGCGUCGCCACGGGCCUCCAGGCGCCGCUCUCUGGAGGAGAGAACUCCACCGGCGUCACCCCCUCUUUCUCCAACAACAGUGCUGCCGCCGAGCCCCAUAUCCAAGCGCGCCGAGGCCAGGUCCUCCCCUCUGACUCUGGUCGCUGCAAACCAUGCCAUGAGCGAGCUCUGCUCUCCCACAACGCUCGCUCGGCCUCUGGUGUCACCCUCGAGGCCCCCGGGGUUCCAAUCGUCGCCCACACCGCCACUCGCAUGCGUCGGCCCCCUGCGUCGUACCCCUUCACCUGUGCGUGAUGGUGCGGUUGGCGUCUCCACUGAUGCCCUCAUGUCAAUCUUCGUGGAGCGACAAAUGGGCGUCCUUGCCACACCUGAGUCACCCCCUCCCAGGCCACCAGCGGCUCGCCGAAAGACCCUGGCCGGUGUCAAGAUUUCUACCAGAGGUGGCCUCACCCUGCAGAAGGUCAAGCGGUCCGGCACCCCUGCUGUGGCCAUGGCGGUUAAGGCUGCAGAGAAGCUCAUUUGCCGGACGAUGGGAAUCACCAAAAAUGGAGAGGACGUGACUGAAGCCAUUCUUGAUGAGUUCACGGCCAAGUUCAAGGAGCAGCUAGCCCCUGAAGUGAUUCUGGCAAUGAGAGAAUUCUUCCACCUCGACGACUCGGCUGUCAACGACAUCGAAGAUGCUCUAAUUGAUCAUGGCGGCACCGGGGCUCUAGAGUUGGCCCGAGAUGGUGUUAUGGCUCAGGACAACCAAGUAUCGCAGCUGUCAGCGGCCUGA
This is a messenger RNA of Triticum urartu, 2701 nucleotides long. NCBI's taxonomy places the organism in Eukaryota, Viridiplantae, Streptophyta, Magnoliopsida, Poales, Poaceae. The record is from RefSeq and is a predicted model, not a curated record.